CAGCUUGGCAACACAAAGCACGACGACUCCACAGGCGAUGGGACAGAGAGAUUGGACUGAGAUGUCCCACAAAGUAUCCCCGUCGACGUUGCACAAGAAGGAAAUAUGCACCGCGAGCCACCAGGAGUCUUCAGGGGAGAACGAGUCGUCAGAGGCAAUUCGUCAAGAAGUGCCGCCAAAGAAGUGUUCUCCUGUGUCGGAAGUCACACUCUGUCACGCAAGCCGAAUGGGUUUGACCCGGAUCAAGACGAAAAGAAUCCUGUUUUCCAGCCGGCUUAGCAGGGUGCUUAAACAUAUGCUGAUGUGCGUGACCAUCCACAAGGCACGGCACUCUGAGCCAGGUACCGAUCCAGGAGAGUUUGAUAUCUCAGAGCAGAUCAACGAACUAGAGCCGCCUGACCCAGCGCCACUUUGCUCCGAUCCGCUGCUUGAAAUAUCCGCCUGCACCUCAGAAUAUGUUUUCAUGCCUUCUCCACACAACAUCUUCACACACGAGGUCCAGUUGGAAAGUCUGCCAGUGGAGCAGACCUCAAUGACCUACACCGUCACAGGCUAUCCUCACGUGGGCUACUCGGUCCAUAGUCGAUCCAGAAGAACCGCCUGCCUCUUGCCUCGUUCUCGCAGCACCUCUGCGCUCAGACCAGAGAAGAGCAAAAGCUUGACCCGAUCUGCCAGCUUGCUCGACAUGUUCCUCAAGGACUUUGAGCACUUUACGCCUGACGUCACCGUGGGGGGAAAGAGGGAAACCUACCGGCUGCAGUGCUUCAGGGCCGGCAGGUACCAGUGCACAGUGACGGGCCUGGUGUUUCACAUGGAUGGAGAGGGGGAUGUGAGUUACGGGAUCAUCCCAUGGGACCUAAGCCUACUGGCCCUGCACCACAAAAAACCAGCGGGACCGCUCUUUGACAUCCAGUGUGACAAGCCGUCCAUGCGGCAGCUUCACCUGCCGCAUUGUGAGAUCCCAUCCACGGGCGGGUGCAGCCGUUUGUUAGUGGCUCACGUGAGCGGCGAGGGCAUGGAGGUAGUCACCCCUCAGAAGACCACCGACACUCACGUCAUUGCCAACAUCACAGGCUUUUCAGCUUUUGGGCUCAUGAGAAGUGAAGAUACGCCUCGCCUCCCGAUUCGAGCGCUGGUGCUAGUCUUCGUCAUUUCCGAAUCACCGUCCGUCUUAAAUGUGCUGUUAGUGCCAGAGAACGAGGUGGUGGAUGAAGUGAUUCGUGUUCGCAGCAGACGCAAUCCCAACGAGGGCUUUGUCAACACCAUCUCAGAAUGCAUCCUAGUCCCAGAGCAGCUGUACGUGCUGACCAGCCCGCUAGGAGACUUGCUGCGAAUUCAACCAAGUAGCGCGGCUUUUUACGAUGAUCCUCGCAGGAACUACAUGAAUUCAUUCCAAGUACUUGGAAUAGACAACAUGGACAUGAUUCAUCUCGCUCUGAGGGAAUAUGACAACCCCCAAGGCCAGGUCUGGUACGCCGAGGUUCCUUUGAGGCACGCAGACCCGCACCAUAGCGGUUUUACUGUUGAAGACCUGAGAAACGCUUGGUCCGGCUUUGUCCACCGAGUAUCACGACCGGUCCUCGGGACUCUGGUGGACCGUCUGUUUCAGGAAAAAUUCCUAAGCGAAAGUGAAAGAGACCAAAUGGACCAAGAAUGCGACAAAAGGCGGAAGGCCCGUGACGUCUUAAAAAAAAUGAUUAACCUCAACCAACAGGCUUGUGAACGCUUCAUUACUUUACUUCGAGAAGAAGAUCCUCAUUUGGCGGCUACUCUUGGCUGGUGAGGACCGGACUCAUACAUUUUGGUGGUGUUCCCUUAAAUCAGCCGCAAGCAUCGCAUCUUGAACUCAGACGAUGAGAGAACACGUUGUCUGGACUGUGUGAUGACGUGAGAGCAGGACGUCUGCUGAAGAAAAACUGCUACUGAAUACACUUUGCAUUGACGUUCCAUUCUUGGAUGUUCUCAGGACUCGGACGCUCUGGAUAAAAUGUGAUUAUGUCCAAUUUAUUUUGAUUAUAUUGUCAAAGUCGUCUGUGAAGUACUCAAGCUUCUCUCUUAUACCUACGUCCAGUCGUUAUGUAAGGUGCUAUAUUUCUAUUUUAUAUAUUUUUGUCUCAUUAAAACAUGUAUUUAUAAAUUACUACUAGGAUCAUAUAUAUAUAU
This is a messenger RNA of Entelurus aequoreus (snake pipefish), 2163 nucleotides long. RefSeq lists its product as uncharacterized. The coding region runs from base 38 to 1783 and encodes 581 amino acids. NCBI's taxonomy places the organism in Eukaryota, Metazoa, Chordata, Actinopteri, Syngnathiformes, Syngnathidae. The record is from RefSeq and is a predicted model, not a curated record. The transcript has 2 exons. Gene Ontology annotation, biological process: regulation of apoptotic process.